AUGAUGACCAUGAACGGCAAGCAGCAUUUCUCUAUGCACCCGGUGCUGCAGGAGCCCAAAUACUCUGGCCUGCACGCGAGUUCGGAAGGCAUGCGCAGGGUGUGUCUGCCUGCCCCGCAGCUUCAGGGCAAUAUAUUCGGUUGCUUUGAUGAGAGUCCACUGGCACGCGCGGAAGCUCUAGCGGCUGCUGACAUUGUCUCUCACGGCAAGAGUCACCCUUUCAAGCCUGACGUGACUUACCAUACCAUGAGUAGUGUCCCCUGCACCCCCAACUCCUCUACGGUGCCCAUCACCCACUCCACCACCCUGACCCCUCACCACCACCACCACCACCUCAACCAGAGCUUGGAGGGGGAUCUCCUGGAUCACAUCUCGUCCAGUCUCUCUGUGAGCGGGAUGGGGGCUCCGGAUUCCUCUAUGAUGGCCACUCAAGCCCACCAGCACCACCUCCAGACCAUGGGUCACCUUCACCAAGCUAUGGGCAUUGGUCAUCCGCACUCCUUGUCUGUGCACAACGGAAUGUCGUGUGUCAACGACGUGGAGUCGGAUCCUAGGGAGCUGGAAGCCUUCGCUGAGCGGUUCAAACAACGGAGGAUAAAGCUCGGGGUGACCCAGGCGGACGUUGGCUCAGCUCUCGCCAACCUGAAGAUACCUGGGGUGGGCUCUCUCAGCCAGAGCACUAUCUGCAGGUUCGAGUCCCUCACCCUCUCUCACAAUAAUAUGAUUGCGCUAAAACCUGUCCUCCAAGCCUGGCUCGAGGAGGCUGAGGCUGCUUACCGGGAGAAAAACAGCAAGCCAGACCUUUUCAAUGGCAACGAACGCAAACGAAAACGCACGUCGAUAGCCGCACCUGAGAAACGAUCUUUGGAGGCAUAUUUUGCUAUCCAGCCCCGUCCCUCUUCGGAAAAAAUUGCUGCAAUUGCUGAAAAACUGGACCUUAAAAAGAACGUGGUUCGUGUGUGGUUUUGCAACCAACGGCAAAAACAGAAAAGGAUGAAAUAUUCUGCUGUGCAUUAA
Messenger RNA from Oncorhynchus masou masou (cherry salmon), 1017 nucleotides. Its product is annotated as POU domain, class 4, transcription factor 3. The record is from RefSeq and is a predicted model, not a curated record. Gene Ontology annotation, molecular function: DNA-binding transcription factor activity, RNA polymerase II-specific; RNA polymerase II cis-regulatory region sequence-specific DNA binding. The coding region runs from base 1 to 1017 and encodes 338 amino acids. The transcript has 2 exons. Gene Ontology annotation, biological process: regulation of transcription by RNA polymerase II. Lineage: Eukaryota; Metazoa; Chordata; Actinopteri; Salmoniformes; Salmonidae.